AUGUCUGAGGAAGUACCACUGGUCGUCGACGUACAAGUCUCCGAGACGAUAAAUUCCGCGCUCGAUCAGCUCCAGUUGGACGAUCUGACGGAUGCAAGCGGUGUAACUGACGCGCUUGUUGCGGCGCCGGCACCUGUUCCAACGGCGCCGGGUGCAAGCCCUUCAACUAACGUUUUCCCACAUCCGCAAAUGAUGGGCAUCGGGUUCAUGCACUACCCGCAUAUGAUGCCAAUGCGUCACUCUCCAGGUUUUUACCCUCCUUCUGAGAAUGAUGCUGGCACUGAAAGCUUCUCUAUCGGAAUGGAGGCGCCUAAGAAUCCAGUAGCUACUGGGUCUGCCGGGUCUGCAGGGUCUGCUGGCGCUGACGGCGCAACCGCACCGUCUGCUGGUCCUCUUGGAGCCACCCCUCCCGCACCAGUUUUCCCACAUUUACACCCACCCGGCGCCGGUCUGAACCAUAUGGGCUUCUCCGCUACAGGUGCUGACCCAUUGUGGUCGUCGGGCGAGCCUCAUCCUCCUGCGGGCGGUGCCGAUUACAGUUUUAUGGGCACUUUCCCCAAAGACUCAGAAACUUUGGCUUCUACUCGUCCCUCUGAAGUAGCCGCAAGAAGACAAACUUUCCCGGCUAUUUCAGACUCAGAACUGAUGGAUAAUGGCACCGCCAGCGUGAGAAACCAUAGUAUAUCUAUUGAGAAAUCUGAGCCUUUGAAAGCGUUCAAGCAGCCCACUAAAGAAACCGAUCAGGAAACGGAACCAGAGGCUUCCAACAUCGCACUCUCUGCUGCGGCGUAUCCUUAUGGCGGGCCUCUGAUGCAACCCAAUUCCGUAGUGUCUAGCCAUUAUCCACCCACCGCUGCACCUGGGUAUGGAAUGCCCUCCCCUUUUGGUGCCUAUGGUUUCUCGUCACCAUUUCAAUCUUUCUCACCUUUACCGGGCACGCCCAUUGUUGACCAUCCUGCCAAUAGCUCACCAUCGAACGUGGUAGCGGGUGUUGGCGAUAUGAAAGAACUGCCUGAGAACGGUAAUAACCCACCACCCGGUUCCAGACCCCCGACUCCCUGGAUAUAUGGGAACCAUCCUUUCGGCCACAUGAUGCCAAUACAUCAUCAAAUGAUGAAUCAGGGCGGCGUAUCUGGCCAUCAUUUCCACGGUUCACAACACGCCGGUCAUCACUCUCAUCAGCCCCGCAGGCACAGACACAACCAGAAUUCCAAACAGCCUUAUAGAAGAGGCGAAGAUCCUUCGAAGUAUGCGAACGCGAAGCUUGAUGAUUAUAUCGGCAACAUAUACUCAUUGUGCAAAGACCAGCAUGGCUGCCGUUUCCUUCAAAGACAGCUUGAUAUUGAUGGUACCAAAGCUGCCACUUCCAUUUUUGAAGAGGUAAAAGAACAUGUUGUCGAGCUUAUGACCGACUCUUUCGGUAACUAUUUAAUCCAAAAACUUUUGGAAAGGGUUAGCGACGAACAACGUCUGACUCUUGUCAAAUCUUCUGCACAAAGUUUUGUUGAAGUUUCUUUGGACCCACAUGGUACAAGGGCUCUUCAAAAACUUGUAGAAUGCAUCAAUUGCGAAGAAGAGGCAAAGCUAAUUGUUGACUCUCUCAGUGGUUCGGUUGCUGAACUGAGUCGUGAUUUAAACGGCAAUCAUGUCGUUCAAAAAUGUCUGCAAAAGUUGAAUGCCAAUGACACGCAAUUUAUUUUCGAUGCUGCUUGUCAUGACUGUGUCAAAAUCGCAACACACAGACACGGAUGCUGCGUUCUACAACGCUGUCUAGAUCACAGCAGUAAAGAACAAAGUCGCCAAUUAUGUGAAAACGUCGUUUCGAAUGUUGAUUUGCUUGCAACGGAUCCUUUCGGCAACUAUGUGAUUCAGUAUAUUUUGACCAAAGAGGCAGAAAGUCGCGACUCGGAGUACACGAACAAAAUAGUCAAUAUUUUGAGACCCAAAAUUAUUGAACUCUCGCUACACAAGUUUGGAUCAAAUGUGGCAGAAAAGAUCCUGCGGACACCAUCUGUUUCUGAGGUAAUGAUCAAUGAAUUGGUAGCACGUGGAGGAGAAAUAGGGGUCGAACGUCUUCUGCACGAUGCUUACGGCAACUAUGUCCUACAAACGGCAUUAGACAUUUCGCGCGAAAAGAACAGAUAUUUGUAUCAAAAAUUAAGUGACGCGCUGGGGCCAUUGCUCGUAGGACCAGUGAGAAAUACUCCCCACGGCAGAAGGAUUAUUGGAAUUCUUGAAAUAGAUUCUUGA
Lachancea mirantina is the source of this 2250-nucleotide messenger RNA. Lineage: Eukaryota; Fungi; Ascomycota; Saccharomycetes; Saccharomycetales; Saccharomycetaceae. The record is from the annotation of a GenBank genome assembly.